UAUUGUCAGUUUUGCGCCGACUGCCGCGCCGAGUGAACGUAAGGGGGUGUGCUCUCACGCGCCGUCCGUCGCGACUCGAUCGCGAGGUACGAGAAACGAGCGAUACACUACGCGUCGCGAUCGCGUUUCUCGCGAUUCGCGCAGUGCGACGGAGGAAACUCGGCGGAUGAAUGCGACGGUUUGAACGAACCGACAGGAGAGAUCCGACGGAGGAUCGACGGAGGAAAGGCACGAGAGAAGAGAAGAAAAAACGGACAACGUGCACGGAGCACUUUGGUCCCGUUAGAGAAACUCGAAGCGAGGAGCAACGACGAGUGCCGAGAGAGUUCGACAGUGACGGUUCGGACUUGCGUGCGUGCGUGCGUGCGCACGCGAGUGCAAUCGCGUGUGCGCGCGCGGGUCCCCGCGUUGAUGAACGAACGUGCGAAUUAAUGAACGAGAAAUUGCGAGUCUCGCGUCGCGGCUCGGCACUGCCGAUUAGAUAAAACGGCUGUGGAGCGACCGGCCCGUGUGAAGUUUAAGCGAAUGCAAAGUCCGCGCGAGCGAGCGCCGCGCUCGGCCUGAUAAUCGAUGCAAAAACGCGGCCUUGCCUGCGGAUCUUUCAUGCCGUCGCGCGGCGGCACCGGCUUCUUUCGUAUUCGUAUCCGCGGUAACGGACUCGACGUCGCAUCUGGGAUACAAACUAGCAGAGACACAUAAUCGGCGCGUGAGAUGCUGUGAUUUUCGUCCUCGCGUGAGAAGGAAAGUGAGAGGGGCAGAGAGAGAGAGAGAGAGAGAGAAAGGGCAAGAGCUGUCGAUUUACGUCGCGCGGCUUCGCUUCCGGAGGUGCGAGGGACUUGACACUCAUUCCUGCCCAGAAAAGAUGAGAAGGUCACGAUGCUGAGACCCGGAUCCGUGGCGGGCCUGUUGGUCCUCGUGGCCGUCCUGAAGAUCGCGGACUCGAACCGCUGUCUGACAAUGCUGGAAGAGGUCAAUCCGAAAAGGGUGAUCCACUACGAGGGCCAGACUCUGAACAUUCAGUUCGAGGUGUCGAGGAGAGUCACCCAGAGGAUGGCGUCGGAGAUCAUGAAGAUCUUCCUGGUCGAAGUGCUGGGCUACACCGGCGUCGCCGUGGUCGAGAAGGACAGCAGAUUCGACGCGACUGAAGCUUUCGAGAGACUGUCCGAAAUUGUGUACCAGAGAUACACCGGGCACAGAGUAUUUCCAGAGACGACGGUAAACAUGGAGGUGUGGAUCUCACCGCAGCAGGACACGACGCCGUUGUUGAACAGGUACGACGUGAAGGAAUGCGGCUCGGUAGCGCCGCCGGGACAUUUCGGUUGGUUCGUCCCGGAAGCGCUCUCCAGGCCCGACGACACCUGGCUGGUCUUCUCCAAGCUGGAGACAGCCGGCAAGUUCGCCAUCGACGAGGCCUACCUACCGAUCGUCAAGAACUUCACCAUCAACCCGGAGACCUGGGACUACUACUGCCAGGCUGUUUUCUGCCAGCACGGAAUGUACGUGCCGGAACAGUGUCAAGGUCAAGAGCAACAGAGGCCACCGAGCUGCGCGCUACUGUUGGCUGGGUACCCUGACGAGACCGGCUUCGUGAAGGAGCAUAUCGACGAGAUGAAGCUCUACGUCAAGGUGGCGUGGGUCGGCCCGAGUCUCAGGCAUCUCAGCAAGUACCUGACGAAGGAGUACAUGCAGUUGACGCGGAACUCGUCGGCUCCCGUCGGCGACAACAGGUCACUGGUGAUCCUCCAUUACUCGCCCAGCAGCGUGAUCCCGAACGAGAAGGAAUUCGCGACGAUCGACUUCCCCCGUUGCGGCUCGAAGAACAGCACGAUCAGCUGCUCCUAUGAGACGAACCGGCUGACGAAGUUGGUGUGGGGCCGGUUGGAGAUGAUCGCGAGGCUUGCCUUCGAGGCGAUCAAUCGCGCGAAGUUCAGCCGCACCAUGUACGAGGACCUGAUCGCGCGGCGCAGCCGGGCGGCGAGCGGUGUUCCCGACGAGCAAGUCGCCUGCGACUGGCUCAAGGACAACCUCAACUACACCUUGGCCAGGUGGAUGCCCAACAACGAUAACAAGAACACCCUCUUCGUGGGUGGAAUAUUCCCCAUGAGCGGCACUUCCUAUCAGGCCAAGUCGAUCGUGGUCGCCGCCAGCAUGGCGAAACACGCCAUCAACGCCAACAACACCUUGCUGAGGGACUACACCCUCUCUUUGCUGGCCAGCGACGGCCAGUGCAAGUCGGACAUGGUGAUGAAGUCCUUCAUCGAUUACAUCGUGCACAACUAUUACGAGAAGUUGGUCGGCGUGUUGGGACCCGCUUGCUCGGAAACGGUGGAGCCGCUGGUCGGCGUGUCCAAGCACUACAAAACGGUCAUCAUCAGCUACAGCGCCGAAGGCUCCAGCUUCAACGACCGCGCUAGAUACCCGUAUUUCUUCAGGACCAUCGGCGAGAACAAGCAGUACAAGCACGUGUACCUGCAGCUGCUGCAGAAAUUCGGCUGGCACCGGGUAGCCUCCCUCACGGAGGACGGGCAAAAGUACACCGAGUAUAUAUCGUACAUGCAGGACAUGCUCAGGGACAACGGCAUCGUCUUCGUGGCGACCGCCAAGUUUCCGAGGGAGCGGGAGGUCGACGUGAUGACGAAGUAUUUGCAAGAUCUGAAGGAAAGGCGGGCAAAGAUCAUCAUCGCGGAUGUGUACGACGGGGUGGUUCGUCAGGUCAUGUGCGAGGCGUACAAGCUGGACAUGACAGCUGUUCAGGGUUACGUGUGGUUCCUCCCACUUUGGCUCCAGCAAAAAUGGUACGAUACGGAUUACUAUAAUCAGCAAGGCGAACAGGUCCCUUGUACAACGGUGGAGAUGACAAGAGCCAUAAACGGAUAUCUCGGCCUGUCGCACGCAUACUUCGCCCGGGACGAUGAUAUAAUGCAGGAAGGAAUCACCGUGCGCGAAUGGCGCACGCGAUAUGAGAAUUCCUGUCUAGCGCAGCAACAGCAACCUUCCAACUACGCCGGCUACGCCUAUGACGCCAUGUGGACCUACGCCUACGCGAUGGAUCGCCUGAUUCACGAGAACCAGAGUUACGUCUUCGAUCUUCACAGCGACCAAACGAUCAAUCGUCUCACGGACAUCAUCGGCGAGACCGACUUCAACGGGGUAUCCGGCAGGAUCAAAUUUUUGGGCGGGCCAUCGAGAUACUCCGUGAUCAAUGUCGUGCAGUUCAUCGAUAACGACACGCGAGUCGUCGGCAAUUUUUAUCCGAACAUCUCGGAGGAGAAGCACGACGUUAUCGGUGGGACCUUGGACUUGAACAUGUCGGCCCUCGUUUGGCUGUCGGAGACGAUGCCGGAUGACGGCUCGGAAGCCCCGUCGAGAUGUGUCCUAGCAGGUUUGGCGGAGCUGUUGGGUGUCUCUUGCGAAGUGGCGAUCGUGAUAGUAAACGUUAUCGGCUUCGGCCUUUUCGGGAUAAUUCUCUUCAUUGGCUUCAUCUUCAUUAAGCGAAAGUAUGAGAAGAAGGUACGGCUGCAUGAGAAGUACAUGAAGUCCUUGGGCAUCCAUAUAACGCAGGCCGACACUUCCAGCCUGGACACGUGGGAGAUCCCACGAGAUCGAGUAGUGAUCAAUCGAAAACUCGGGGAGGGUGCUUUCGGCACCGUUUAUGGCGGCGAGGCUUUCUUCCCCGAGAAGGGCUGGCUAGCCAUUGCCGUGAAGACCUUGAAAGUCGGCAGUUCGACCGACGAGAAGCUCGAUUUCCUGAGCGAGGUCGAAGUCAUGAAGAGAUUCGAGCACAAGAAUAUCAUCAAGCUGUUGGGCGUGUGCAUCAAAUGCGAACCCGUGCUCACCGUGAUGGAGUUUAUGCUCUACGGCGACUUGAAGACUUACUUGCUAGGCAGGAGACAUCUGGUGAACGACCAGAACUACGAGGAUUCCGACGAGAUCUCGAAUAAAAAAUUGACCGCCAUGGCGUUGGACAUUGCCAGAGCUCUCAGCUAUUUGGCCCAACUGAAAUACGUUCACAGGGACGUCGCCUCUCGCAAUUGUUUGGUGAACGCCCAACGAGUGGUGAAACUCGGCGAUUUCGGCAUGACGAGGCCGAUGUAUGAGAACGACUAUUACAAGUUCAAUCGUAAGGGUAUGCUGCCGGUAAGAUGGAUGUCGCCCGAGUCACUGGGACUGGGUAUCUUCACGCCAGCGUCCGACGUUUGGUCUUACGGUGUCUUACUUUACGAGAUUGUGACUUUCGGCAGCUUCCCCUUCCAAGGUAUGAGUAACAACGAGGUUCUCUCGCACGUGAAGGCUGGCAAUUCCCUCACCGUGCCGAAGAAAGUGAAGCCGUUGCUCGAGAAUUUAAUGUACUCCUGCUGGAACGUGGACCAUUCGAAGAGGCCGACGGCGCCGUACAUCGUAGACUUCCUGGCGACUAAUCCCCGCAUCGUCUCGCCGUGUCUGGACGUGCCCCUGGCGAGUGUACAGCUGGAGAACACCGGUCAACUGGACAUACAGUUGACGGAGAAUAUUCGAAAGUUCUCCCUCUCAUGGCCGUCGCAGCGUCCACCUUCCCAGGUGCACGGCUCCAAGUCCUUGGACUCUCCAACGCCGCUUUUGCUGGACUUGAAUUGCCAGGACGACGAGCACAAUUUGGACUCUCUACUGGCCGGCCAGUCCUACGAGCAGGACAGUUCCAGUCCGCUGUUGGAUCCACUGAGAACGUCAGUGCUGAAGCAAACGUGGCUGCAGGAAAAUGCCACGGACGUGAAGGACAGUCAAGCUCACAGGUACGUCAAUCUUCAACCGGGCAUGUUAAAACUGGCCGGCGAAGCCGCCAUGAACGGCAGCGCCGGCAAUAACAUCCAGAUGGAAGAGAGGACGUCUAUGCUGCACGAGAAGAAAAGUAGCGACGACGUAUCGGUGCUCUGACGCAAGUAGGCGAUUUCAUGAAGAAAUCGAGAACCAGCAAGUGCUUCCAAGAACGCGGCGCUUUGACGAGUAGAGACGAGACUGUACAAGGUCAGAGGUCACGAUAGUCAUGAUAAAGUAGCGAAUACCACCCCGGGAUGAAGCAGCAGCGGAGGACACGUGAGUAUUCGUGUCUCUGCGGGCGAAGGUGAUCGCGCCAAGAUCACACCAAAGGGUUCUUCAACAAGUACAGAGGCAGGCGAGGCGACCGGCUCCUCUGACGCGGCAUUUCAAUUGAUCGACGGGGAAUAUCAUGAAAUAUUCUCCAAAUUCCUCGAAUGUGCGAAGACAAAGCCGAAGGCGGCCUGGACGGUUGUGGUAGCCGCCGUACUGAGAAUUUUCACUUUCUCGUGAGAAUACUUAAGAGAAAGAUCUCGAGAAAAUACGGCCUACCCCCCCCCGUAUCCCUCGUGCGCCGAUCGCGCGCGAUUCUGUCUCGAACGAAAGAAACACUGCGGGAAUGAAGCCUGAGUCGAGAUACCCGUCGGGCAGCUAGAACGUAGAUUUCGUGCUGACGGUAUGCGUCUUCUUGCGGGACACUUGCACGGUGGAUAGCACAGCUGUAGCUGUAGAAAAGCCUACCCUGAAGCCAUAGGCUCCUAAGCCAGAUGUGCUCAGUAGUAGUCGAGAACAGAAAUACAACGUGGCCGUCGCAGCUGAGAAGCUGAGACUCCACGCGGAUAUCGCGGCGACACGCGGGUCGCGAUAUCGAUGAUGAAAUUCACUUCAUUGGAGCUAUUUUUGUUGAGACUGACUUCUAUCACGAAAUUAAGUCGCAUCGUCCGACACGGAUGGCCAUUGACGACACUGUCCGCCGUCUCGCACGGGCAAGUGUUAGUCAACGUACAUAAGAAAAGAAAGAAAGAAAAACAGGAAACAAAGAGAGAGAAGAGCUGCUUCUCGCAGAUGCAGAUUUCGCGACGAAGAGACGAAGUCGGUCGAAGCGUCGGGGUGCAUCCUUCAUUCGGCAAUUCUGUCGCCUUCUGCUCAACGCAUCUUUAAGACUGACUCUCGAGACAGAAGCGACGCGUCGUAUCUCGUUCUCUUCACCUACUCUUCCUGUUUCUCUUCUUCUCCUUUCUCUUUAUCCUCCUUUGUUGAUCCGUAGUUCGUUUCGGGAAGAAGCUGGCGCAUUUCAAGCGGAUGAUCCGCGGCGUUCUGCGAACCGGCCGGCUGGCGACGUUCGCGUAACCAUGACAUACCUUCUCUUUUCACUCGUCACAGGUAAACGGUCAAUGAGCGAUUCCGCUCUUAUCUUACGAUAUCUCCGACGAGUGCGCCCACGCGCGCAUGUCUGUCAGUCACACGCGUCGUCACACACCGUGUUGUUCUCUCUCGCCGCGACAUCGCGCUAAGGUUCAAUAUUAUAAGACUAAUCACCGGCUGGCUGCAUAACUCGGUCAUACACACAUACACACAUGCAGUUGCUGCUAUUUAUUGAUAUGAUAAUUUUAUUACGAUGUGUAACGAGUGGAUUUCUUGCGGAGGAUUUUUAUACGGUGUUCACGUUUCUCGUUGAGGGUCCAUUCGCAUAGCAUUCUUGUAUAAACAGAUAUAUUCCCCAGACCACAGGGACAACGCAUCGCGCACAUUUUAUACGACUACAGAGUAAACUCGCGUAAAGUUUUCGCCUCUUUCCGACACCAGUCAACAGUUCCUUAAGAAACGCUUUUCUAUAUGUUCCUUCAUUCUCGAUGUAGAUAAACGCCGAAAUAUACAUAAGACGUAUAAGCCUCUUGUUUUCGAAGUGGCGAAGCGGAGAGAAGUCUCUCUCCCUCUCUCUCUCUCUCUCUCUCUCUCAGCUUCACCGUUCUCGAAAUAAGCGAUUAAUUUCUACGUAAAGCAGAGCGUGUGCCAUUCGCUAGAUAGCUAACGCGACGAAGAACCGUGCGGCUAGUUGUGUUAAAUCCGAUCAGAAUUUCAGGAAUCGUCAUCGUAGAUUCACAGAGAGAGAAAGCUGAAAGCUGGGGUUCAUUUUCAGCGUACGCUAUCCGACACGACUGAACUAGCGGUACAAUUAUUAUAGAACGUCCGGCAGGAACGUUCGCGUAGGGCUUCAAAGACUCCGAUGUAGAAAAGUAUAUUUAAUUCUCGAUUCCAGAGUUCGCGCGCGCGCGUACAUCCGGCAGGGAUGUUGCGAGAAACGUAUUGACAAAACACACACACACACACACACACACAGUCGUUCUACCGAGGAAACACACGCGAGUCUCUCCCUCCGAUUUGCAGAAGCUUUGGAUACACUGUAGUUCAGUUUGCAAAACGAGAGACGCGUGUUUUCUCACAGACGUUGUUAACGCUUUGCCGCUCGGAAGUGCCAGAGAGCACUCUUCCGCGCCGAGAGAGAGAGAGAGAGAGACGCCGCCGGUAAGGUGUUAAACAACCGAAAGAGAUGAAAACCCCUCUCCCCUCUUCUGCUAAGUAAAAUCAAGUUUCCGUUUGCCGUAAUCUUUAAGAAACAACCAUCUGUUGUAUUUUCCCGGAUUCUCGCCGGUCUCGAGUCCGUCCAGUUGCGCGACGGACGAUCGGAGGAGGGCGAAACCAGCAGCGGGUGUUUUACGUUCAUUGCAUCACGAGGCAGUAUAUAUGAUAUAUUCAUUAAAGCAUCACUCUCAAUCCCCAACAAUCUUACGAAAAGACUUUGCGCUACGGUUAUAACUUUUCAAUACGUAAUAAUUUGCGGAAGCUCAAGUGAGAAAGAAGUAGACAGAUACAGAUUUAAAUAUAAAUGAGAAAUAAAAAAAAUAAUCGUUUAUACAUGUUAUGCAUAUACGAGGUUUUUCUUCAUUUACGUCCACGAUUUACGUAACGCUGCUCCUCAUCGAAGGUUAAAUCGAAAAAUUCCCGAGACCACUCUCUUCCUCCGCGACGCUCGACGAAGUGAGAAUUAUUAAAUAAAAUUCACUGUCUUAGAGCUUAAGGUUCGCUGCUUCAUCAAGCAUCGCCGAGGGAAAGAUGGCAUGGCUCUUCUUUCGAUUUAAAUUUGAGUAAGAAACAGCGCUGACGUGAUCGCUGUGUGAGCGCAAAUCGAGAAACAUCCUGUGUGAAAGCAGAGCGAUGCAGGAUGACAGUUUGAAGGAGAAAGAUUAUUUAUUCUGAGUAUAUUUUGCUAUUUAAGUUUCUUUUUUUAUACUGUAAGAAUAUAUAUAUAUCGGAUUUUUUUUUAUGUACAGAGACUAUGCUCGAAUUUCGGCAACAGUUACGUGUUGUACAAUUAUGCAUAUGUAUAUUAUAAGAAAGAGAAAGAUAAGCGUUAUACGCGUCGAUACAUACACAUAAAUAUUAUGUAUAUAUCGCCACGAUCGAGAAAAAUUAAUCUUCGUUGUAGUGUGUAGAGAUAAACCUUUUUUUUACUAUCCGUUCGAUCGAGGGACAAUAUUCGCAAGUGCAUUGCGACUGGUGUCUGACUCCUUGCGGCAGGUGUAGAUGAUAGAUUUCGUAAAAGAAAUUUUUACCUACGUUUGUAUAUAUCGCAGCAAAUUGCAAAGUCCUUCCUAAUAGUUAACCUCGUAAGAAUAAUCUCGACCAUUUUACGAGAUAUACGGUUAUCUUAGAGCACGUGUAAGGUCCCCUCGAUUUUACUCGCUGUACCGUUAUACCGGCGUUAUUUAUUGUCGAAUUAUUAUAUAUUGUAUAAUAUAGUUAUUGUCCAAGGCGCGAGCAAUUGAUGUCGCAGCGCACGUUCCUUGAGCGCAGAUAUUUAUUGUGCUUUUUGGAAUUAGAUAAUAUUAAACGACGUGCCUGUA
Molecule: messenger RNA, 8696 nt
Organism: Harpegnathos saltator (Jerdon's jumping ant)
Lineage: Eukaryota; Metazoa; Arthropoda; Insecta; Hymenoptera; Formicidae
Exons: 12
Coding region: 877-4911 (1344 amino acids)
Biological process (GO): multicellular organism development; positive regulation of kinase activity; protein phosphorylation
Cellular component (GO): signaling receptor complex; plasma membrane
Molecular function (GO): ATP binding; transmembrane receptor protein tyrosine kinase activity
Source: RefSeq, a predicted model, not a curated record